Molecule: messenger RNA, 4059 nt
Organism: Perkinsus marinus ATCC 50983
Lineage: Eukaryota; Perkinsozoa; Perkinsida; Perkinsidae
Product: protein transport protein sec7, putative
Exons: 22
Coding region: 1-4059 (1352 amino acids)
Biological process (GO): regulation of ARF protein signal transduction
Molecular function (GO): guanyl-nucleotide exchange factor activity
Source: RefSeq, a predicted model, not a curated record
AUGGCGAACAUUAUUGAGCGAAUUUCGAGUUGGACUGGAGGUGUUAGUGAUGAUGAGCAUACACUCACGACGUUGAGGGAACUGCUGUCGGCUGUUACUGCUAGUGAUGGUAGUACAGUGCAUGGUGAUGACCUUAUUAAAGGAGUCAAGAUGUGCUUUGAGGUUCAUCGUUCGGGUAAAUCAUCAGAAUUGGCACAGAGGACAGCACAGGCAGUGUUGACGCAAAUAUUGCAUGCGGUAGUGCAGCGAACUGAGCUCACUGAGGCUGACAUUAAAAAGAAGAUGCUCACUUCGAAUGAUGGUAAUAGUGAUGGGAAAGAGCUCUCGGGUGAGGAGAAGGCGAAACAGAGCGAGGAGUGGAUCGCUAGUGUUAGUGAUGAUGAGCAUACACUCACGACGUUGAGGGAACUGCUGUCGGCUGUUACUGCUAGUGAUGGUAGUACAGUGCAUGGUGAUGACCUUAUUAAAGGAGUCAAGAUGUGCUUUGAGGUUCAUCGUUCGGGUAAAUCAUCAGAAUUGGCACAGAGGACAGCACAGGCAGUUUUGACGCAAAUAUUGCACGCGGUGGUGCAACGAGCUGAGCUCACCGAGGCUGACAUUAAAAAGAAGAUGCUUACUUCGAGUGAUGGUAAUAGUGAUGGGAAGAAGCUCUCGGAUGAGGAGAAGGCGAAACAGAGCGAGGAGUGGAUCGCUAGCCAGGUUGACCAGUGGCUUGACGAGGCCGUGGCUAAAGUGGAUCCCUCCGCACCGAAUGAGCGGAGCGAAGCGCCGAAAAAAUUUGGUUUUUGCAUAGUUUGCCGCAAACCAGCAGCACAUUAUUGUUUGGAAAGCAAAGAUUCUGUGUGUAGUAAAACGUGUAAAGAAAUCAACUUGCAAAGGAGAAAAAUUGUUGAUGAACCGGUGAUUUGUGGGGAAUCGUCGUUGGUUAGUGAUGAUGCGGAAAUCCGAGCGAAAAUGGAAGUUUAUAUGGACGAUGCACUGAAAGUGUUUUCGACGCUAUGCACGAUAUCUCUUUAUGGUGCAUUGGAGCCGCCUCAGGAAGGAGCUCAAGUCGACCCGUCUUCAACGACGGACCCGAUGGCGGUGAAGACUAAACGUUUGAGUCUGGAUAUGAUACUGUGUGUGAUAAACGGCUCUGGCAGUGCUCUGAAGAGGAAUGCUGUUUUCAUAGAGGAGAUUAAGUUCCGUCUGAUGUAUUCGAUUUUGCGUAAUUGUGUGUCACCUGUCCCCAAGAUAUUUACUCUAGCUUUGCAAGUGUUCGUGGCAGUAGCAACAAAUGCGGAUUUGAAAGCUCAUAUAAGCGCCCAAAUUGGAGUGUUCGUGGAAGAGGUUUUCAAGAGGAUAUUGAAUUCGGGAAAUUCGAGUUAUCAGCACAAACAUCGCGUGUUGCAGGUUUUCUCAAAGUUGUGUACGGACGCUACUACUUGUCUAGAUCUGUUUAAAGAAUACGAUUGCAGCGUGACGGAGGGAAACGUUUUUGAGGGAUCCAUAUCUACUUUGGCAAAAAUCGCGCAAGGAGGCGUUCCGAAGGGUGGAGGGGAUUUGGAGGCAGUUCAGGAAAAUAAAUUGAAAAUGUUGGCACUCGAGAGUCUGGUAACGUUGACUGCUAGUAUGGUGGAGUUAUCUAAUCAGAAGGAGCAGGAAGUGGAGGAAAAAGGAAACGAUGCGGCCAAUGCUAGUUGUUCGGGCGGAGAUAGUGAAAGUGGCGAGGGCAGUCCGAGAAAUUCUAUAAGUGCGGCUGUUGGGAAAUCGAGCGCUAUUGUGGAGAAAGCGAGGAAAAGUGAACUCGAAGUUGGAGUAAGGAAAUUUAAUAUGAAACCAAAACGGGGAGUAGAGUAUUUUGUGGCGCGCGGUUUUUGUAAUAAUGAUCCUGUUGAUGUCGCGAGGCUUUUGAAAAAAACGCGGGGAGUAGAUAAAACUGCUUUUGGUGAUUAUCUUGGUGAAGACGAGCCGUUCAAUUUACAGGUUAUGUAUGCGCUGGUGGAAUCGCAUGAUUUUCAGGGGAUGGAUUUGGUAUCAGCACUGAGGGAGUUCUUGGAUAAUUUUCGGUUGCCGGGGGAAUCGCAGAAAAUUGACAGAAUGAUGGAGAAAUUUGCGGAGCAUUUUUGCAAGGAAAAUCCGGAAGUGUACGCGAACGCAGAUUGUGCGUAUAUCUUAUCGUUUUCGCUGAUUAUGUUGAACACGGAUUUGCAUUCAUCGCAAGUAAAGAAUAAAAUGAGUUUUGAAGAUUUCAAGAGGAAUAAUAGAGGCAUUAACGACGGCAAUGAUAUACCACAGGAACAUCUGGAAUUUCUCUAUAACGAGAUUAAGAAUAAACCGUUUUCACUCGAUGAGGAUGAGGAUUUGAAAUUGAAGUUGGCAAGUCGGCAGAAAUCUGCGAUGCAACCAUCGAGGAGGUUUGAGCUGUUUAUUAAAGAGACGGAAUCGAUAGUGGAAAAGUCAAAGGAGAUGUUGAGCAAACGGCCGGAGGAGUUGGGCAGGAUUAGAGACCCUUUAGAGUAUAUUGUUCUGUAUAGGUAUCUAGGACCGAUGUUCGAGGUGAUGUGGGGUAGCAUAUUGGGAACGCUCUCACAGUUGAUGAAUUCUGAGGAGGAGUCCUUGGAGAUUAUAGAAUGGUGUGUGGAAGGUCUGAAGCACUCAGUGAGGCUUUGUGCUCGAUUUGAUAUGGACACGGAAAGGGAGUGCUUCGUGGCGAUGUUAGCUAAAUAUACAGGCCUUAUGAAGAGUCCUUUUGAGGCUCCAGCGAGUGCUAAGAAUAUUAUGUGCAUUAAGGCACUACUUAAUCUGGCUAGUAGCGAGGUUGAAGGAGGAGAAGUUGUUUUGGGUAGUCAUUCGUGGAAGCAUGUGCUUCUUAUGGCCUCGCAGAUAGAUAGGUUGGCAUUGUUGGCGAAUCGUGCUAAGAGCGAUUAUGUAUAUUUCACAAAUCCUGACGCUGCAGAGUCGCAAAGAGUAAUGAUUAUGACGAGUUCUCGUGAUAUGAAAAGCAUUAGUGCGAAGCAUAUUCCACGACUAGUGCAUAUCGCGUUUUUACGGAGUAUCACGCUGUUCUACGUGAAACGGGUGAAACUCCAAUGUAUUCUGCUAUUUUCACCGUCUUCGCUUCGUUUCACCGUGAAUUUAUUUUCAAUUCUCGAAGAAAUUCCAAGUCGAUUCGUCAAGACAGUGUUGUCUACGAAAUUGUCCAAUGGUGAGGUCAUAGUGUUCGUCGAGGAGUUGUGUCACCUCUCAACUGCUGAGUUAGCAGUGGUUGAUAACCCGAGGGUCUUCUGUCUGCAGAAGCUGGUCGAGGUUGCUGAUAUCAAUAUGUCCAAUCGCAUCAGGCUGGUUUGGUCGCGGAUUUGGCGCGUUUUGUCGGCGCAUUUCGCGCAAGUGGCGCAAAGCAAGAAUCAGCAGUUGUCCAUGUAUGCGAUUGACUCGUUGAGACAGCUCGCACUGAAGUUCUUACAAAAGGACGAGUUGUCGAACUAUCACUUCCAAGUGGAAUUUCUUCGACCGUUUGAAGCUGUCAUGGGCUCAUCAGAAAGCUCGAGAGAAGUCAAGGAGCUCAUCUUGUCUAUUAUGGAGUCCUUUGUGGCGUCGGAUGUGACGAGAGCCAACAUGAAAUCAGGCUGGAAGUCUGUGUUUCACGUGCUCCUGUUGGCAGCCAACUCGGGUGGUGAUAAAGCUGUUAUUGAGAUGGGUAUGAGGAUCGUCACGAGGUUGAGAGAAGAACAUUUUGAGACCAUUUGUGUGGAGAAUAUGCGAGAUUAUGUGCGGGUUUUGGUGGGAUUUGCGCAAUGUACUGGCGGAGGUUUGGAAUUAUCGAUGAAGGCAAUGCAGUAUUUACAGGACUGUAUAGACUAUCUGGCUGAUCCAGCUAGUCAGCUGCCUCCAGUGCAAAUGUCAUAUCAACAAGGCCUCUUGACAGGAGGCACGCCACAGUCAGGCGCGACACUGCCCACUACUGCUUCACCGGUGAAGAAAGAGGCUACACUCGGUUUGGCGAGUUCACAGCAACAACCAGCUUUGCAUUGGUUCCCGACCCGUAAGAUGGUUGUUGGCAACCUGUUUAUGCGUUAA